AAGCCGGCCGGAUGAGAAAACGUAGAGACCGGAAAUGUGCCUGUUUCUUCCUGUCCUAAAUUCGGAGUCAGCGCCCCCUGUGGUCCGGAGGGGAAGUGACGUUGUUGCUGGGAAGAUGGCGACCGCGGCGACUAUCCCAUCGUCAGCCACGGCCACGGCCACGGCCACGGCAGCGGCUCUUGGCGAGGUGGAGGAUGAGGGGCUCCUGGCGUCGCUGUUCCGGGACCGCUUCCCCGAGGCCCAGUGGCGCGAGCGGCCCGAUGUGGGCCGCUACCUCCGGGAGCUGAGCGGCUCUGGGCUGGAGCGGCUGCGGCGCGAGCCCGAGCGCCUGGCGGAGGAGCGGGCGCAGCUGCUGCAGCAGACGCGCGACUUGGCCUUCGCCAACUACAAGACCUUCAUCCGCGGCGCCGAGUGCACCGAGCGCAUCCACCGCCUGUUUGGCGACGUGGAGGCGUCUCUCGGCCGCCUGCUCGACCGCUUGCCCAGCUUCCAGCAGAGCUGCAGGAACUUUGUGAAGGAAGCUGAGGAGAUCAGCUCCAACCGCCGGAUGAAUAGCCUGACCUUAAACCGGCACACAGAAAUUUUGGAAAUACUGGAGAUUCCUCAGCUCAUGGACACCUGUGUCCGGAACAGUUAUUAUGAAGAGGCCCUGGAGCUUGCAGCCUACGUACGCCGACUGGAGAGGAAAUACUCUUCCAUCCCUGUCAUCCAGGGCAUCGUGAACGAAGUGCGCCAGUCCAUGCAGCUGAUGCUAAGCCAGCUGAUCCAGCAACUGAGGACCAACAUCCAGCUUCCCGCCUGCCUCCGUGUCAUUGGCUACCUGCGGCGCAUGGACAUCUUCACUGAGGCUGAGUUGAGGGUGAAGUUUCUUCAGGCCCGAGAUGCUUGGCUCCGGUCCAUCCUGACUGCCAUUCCUAAUGAUGAUCCCUAUUUCCAUAUCACAAAAACCAUCGAGGCCUGCCGUGUCAAUCUCUUUGAUAUCAUCACCCAGUACCGUGCCAUCUUCUCAGACGAGGACCCACUGCUGCCUCCUGCCAUGGGUGAGCACACUGUGAAUGAGAGUGCCAUAUUCCAUGGCUGGGUGCUACAGAAAGUCUCACAGUUCCUGCAGGCGCUGGAGACUGACCUUUACCGGGGCAUAGGCGGCCGCCUGGACUCUCUGCUGGGCCAGUGCAUGUACUUUGGGCUGUCCUUCAGCCGGGUGGGAGCUGAUUUCCGGGGUCAGUUGGCUCCUGUUUUCCAGCGGGUGGCCAUCAGCACUUUCCAGAAAGCAAUUCAGGAAACAGUGGAGAAAUUCCAGGAAGAAAUGAACUCCUACACACUCAUCUCAGCUCCAGCCAUCCUGGGCACCAGUAACAUGCCUGCUGCUGUGCCAGCCGCCCAGCCGGGGACGCUGCAGCCACCCAUGGUGCUCCUAGAUUUCCCACCCCUCGCCUGCUUCCUCAACAAUAUUCUGGUCGCCUUCAAUGAUUUGCGCCUCUGCUGCCCUGUGGCCCUGGCGCAGGAUGUGACUGGGGCCUUGGAAGAUGCCCUUGCCAAGGUAACUAAAAUAAUCCUGGCCUUCCAUCGCGCCGAAGAGGCUGCCUUCAGCAGUGGGGAGCAAGAGCUCUUCGUCCAGUUCUGCACUGUCUUCCUGGAAGACCUUGUUCCAUAUUUAAAUCGCUGUCUCCAAGUCCUUUUUCCACCAGCUCAGAUAGCACAGACUUUAGGCAUUCCUCCCACUCAGCUCUCCAAGUACAGUAACCUCGGGCAUGUGAACAUUGGCGCCAUUCAGGAGCCCCUCGCCUUUAUUCUGCCAAAGAGAGAGACGCUCUUCAACCUGGAGGACCAGGCGCUGGGGCCCGAGCUCACAGCUCCAGCACCAGAGCCGCCCGCCGAGGAGCCACGCCUGGAGCCCGCGGGCCCAGCCUGCCCGGAGGGAGGGCGAGCGGAGACGCAGGUGGAACUGCCCAGCGUGGGGCCCUAGCCGGCGUCCCCUGCCUCCAGAACGCGGGCUGGACCCCAAUGGAGAACAGGUGGUGUGGCAGGCGAGCGGGUGGGCAGCCCGCAUCAUCCAGCACGAGAUGGACCACCUGCAGGGCUGCCUGUUUAUUGACAAAAUGGACAGCAGGACAUUCACAAACGUCUAUUGGAUGAAGGUGAAUGACUAAAGCUUUGCUAUUGGGGCUGAGGAUUCCGGAUACCAAGACGCAAACACUUUCACUUUGAGCUGGGCACAUCUUACUUGGCAUCAACUUGGAUGGCUCGCAUAUGACAGGAAACUGGAUUGCCAAGGCAUGGCAGACUGAGCUGGAGGAAGAUGUCAGGAAUGUUUGCCCUGAAAUCAGUUAUGGACGAAAUGUUGUCUACAACUUGAGGAGAAAAAUCACCCCCAAAGGAGUGGACAUUUCCUAACAAUUGUGUAUGGAGGAAGGUGGGGUAAUUGCAUUCGUCUGCAGUAGACACGAGUUCCUCGGACCUGUAUGAUCUACUCCCAAAGCCAAGGUUUGGUAAUAAUGUAGUCCCCAAAUAUCUGAAAGCUGUCUUUAAAAAUGCAGGUAAGCAUGUGACUGGC
This is a messenger RNA of Nomascus leucogenys (northern white-cheeked gibbon), 2554 nucleotides long. RefSeq names its product component of oligomeric golgi complex 8 (gene COG8). The record is from RefSeq and is a predicted model, not a curated record. Gene Ontology annotation, cellular component: COG complex. Gene Ontology annotation, biological process: intra-Golgi vesicle-mediated transport. NCBI's taxonomy places the organism in Eukaryota, Metazoa, Chordata, Mammalia, Primates, Hylobatidae.